Molecule: messenger RNA, 5162 nt
Organism: Bursaphelenchus xylophilus (pine wood nematode)
Lineage: Eukaryota; Metazoa; Nematoda; Chromadorea; Rhabditida; Aphelenchoididae
Source: the annotation of a GenBank genome assembly
AUGGCGGUUAUCGUGAACCCGUUCAUUGUGGCGACGUUGCUCACAUUUGUCAUAGUCAAACUGACGUCAUGGCUGUGGUAAGUAUGGGACUACUUGUAGUAUGUAAUAUUGCUUCAUAGAGUGUCGUAAGAGGACACAAAAAAAUGCUUUUAGCAGGAAGUUUUAUAACUUAUUUUUAAGUAAGUUAUUGCUUAUAAAAUCUCUAGGUAAUUGGAGAGAGAGGGUUAGAAAAAAGCCAAGUCCCUUUUUGAAAAUAUUUACAAGCGCGUUGGAGUCAAAUUUUUCUUAAUUUUCCAUAGACCCUUGCUACACCAAUGCUUUUUCACUCUUUGUAUGACGCCUACACAGCCCCAAAUUCAUCUUUAAAAUGUGAACUUUUGAUCUGCCUUUUGUUUGUUCGCGUACCAACCAGAUCACAAUACCACUAGAGAUCCCUACAAAAACCUACAAAGAUCUUUGUCUCCUCAGCGACUCGUAUGAGGAAAUAGAAGCUAGGUUGAUUCAUCAGCGAGAGCCACUCAACAAAUGGUUUGAAACAAUAAACUUUUUUUCCAUUCUAGGCAUCGCUACCAGAAAAUCCGGCAAUGCGAUGAACUCGGCCUCAAAGGCCCUCCGGCAAACUUAAUUCUCGGGAAUUUCUCGCAAAUGAAACAACUUCUGGCUGAGCUCAACAAAACCGGAGAUGUUCGUCAUUUUUGCGCCGAUCUCAUCCAAAAAUAUGGUAGCACGGUGAGAUUUCUACUCGGCGCCGACCUCCAAGUCUUGACGGUAGAUCCAAAAGUCAUCAAGGAAGUUUUCGUCACAAAAUUCAGCAAAUUCACCAAUCGACCGGUAAGGAGUUGGGAUGUUUAUUGGGUACUCUUUAUCUUAAACUUUUUUUAGUGUUUAAGAGUAAAUCUGUGGUGUUUAAUAAGAGUAAUACGGGGUGUUUUCAGGCCGCAUUUUUCAAUACCUACCCAUUAGGAGAGAGUGUUCUAGCCGUCUCCAGAGCCGGCUGGCCCGGCCGAAAAUAUGGCUGGAAAGAAAUUAGAUCCACUGUUCAACAAUCUCUUCGUCCCAGCAGAAUCAAGAUGGUGAGUGCUUCAUUAUAGCCGAUACUUUUUGAAGUUUUAUUCAAAAAAUUGUCCAACAUUCAUUUCCACCAUUUUCAGAUGUUCCCGGUAAUGCUGAACCAAACCAAAACCUUGAUGAACAGCUGGAGAAAACAGAUAAACGAUGGCGAGACCAAGGAGUUUGGCAUUUAUGAGUAAGUGCCCAUUCACAUAUUAUACAAUAGCCUUACAUUGUAAUCGCCAUUUACCUUUUAAAACACGAUUUCUGACUCGGUGAAUUAGCCGUGGACAUAGGAAUUUUUCGAUUUUGAGAUUUACAGCUGAAUAUGUCCGCACCCAUCAUAUAAGUGUGUUCCUGAAGCCUUUUGCCCUAAUUCUCCCGUUAACCUAGUUUUAUUUACAAUUUAAGAAAUUUACAGUAACGUAAAAUAGCUCAAAAUUGAGAAGAUACUGAGCCGUAAAAUUGUUACCAUAUAUGUUUUUGGGCACUGGGAAUCCAAUGGAGGUGAUUUCGGAUCGAAAGGAUUACUGUAACAUAGCAAACUUACGCUUCGGCCGCACAAAAUCGGCCGUAAAAAAGUUGUUUCUAAAAACCCACAGCUGAAUUUUUGAUAUGUUAAUCAGCAUAAAAUUCUGCCCUAGAAACAUUCAAAAAAAGUCCAAAAAUCCGUGUUGCUAUUUUCGUGGUAUAGUGGAUUUUGACAAAAUCUAUCAAUCUGACGUCCCGGGUUCGAGUCCGGGUGGGCGCAAAUCACUGAGAAUUGGUCGGGAAUGACUUCAAUGAAGGGAAUAUAUAAGCUUGAGUUUAUUUUAGGUGAUUUUGAUAAGAUUCUGACAGUUUUCAGAUUUUUUUUGGCUAAAAAAGCCGAAAAUACAACUUUUUGACAAAUCGUAUUUUACACUGCUUUUUUGUGUUCCUGACACAAUAAGAAUGUAUAUGUAGUGUUUGUAAGGGGUCUCCAACAAGUAGAAACCAUUUCCUGAAUAUUUGGACAUUAUACUUGGUAUCUGUUAAUCUUGCCUCAUACAGACAUCUGUGGGAACUAUAAUCUUGGCUAGUGACAACGUAAUUCACUGCUUUGUGACCAUACUUCACAUUUUUUUCAGAAAACGGUUCAUUAUUGAAGUGAUUUUCUUCUAUAGAACAAUUGAUGAAACGCGGAGAAAAUUUCAUUUUCAAACUAGAUUUCUUGUGGUUACCCGCCAAAUAGUUGAAAUUUUAUGCUAGUUAUACCAUUUACGGACAAUUUGGCAAGUCAGAGCAAAAGAAAGUGCAAUCUGGAAGAUCUAUCCACUUCCUGCUUAUCAGGUGUCAAGUACAACAUUAAACCAAUUUUUUAACGGGUGGGAUUGUCGAAGAACCCCUUAAAAUUGUUACAUAUAAGUUUUUAUUGUGUCAUAAACACAAAAAACAGUGUAAAAUACGAUUUGUCAAAAAGUUAUAUUUUCGGCUUUUUUCCACCAAAAAAUCUGAAAACUCUUCAGAAUCUUAUAAAAAUCACCUAAAAUAAACUCAAGCUUAUAUAUUCAAUCCAAUGAAGUCAUUCCCGACCAAUUCUCAGUGAUUUGCGCCCACCCGGACUCGAACCCGGGACGUCAGAUUGAUAGAUUUUGUCAAAAUCCACUAUACCACGAAAAUAGCAACACGGAUUUUUGGACUUUUUUUGAAUGUUUCUAGGGCAGAAUUUUAUGCUGAUUAACAUAUCAAAAAUUCAGCUGUGGGUUUUUAGAAACAACUUUUUUACGGCCGAUUUUGUGCGGCCGAAGCGUAAGUUUGCUAUGUUACAGUAAUCCUUUCGAUCCGAAAUCACCUCCAUUGGAUUCCCAGUGCCCAAAAACAUAUAUGGUAACAAUUUUACGGCUCAGUAUCUUCUCAAUUUUGAGUUAUUUGACGUUACUGUAAAUUGCUUAAAUUGUAAAUAAAACUAGGUUAACGGGAGAAUUAGGGCAAAAGGCUUCAGGAACACACUUAUAUGAUGGGUGCGGACAUAUCCAGCUGUAAAUCUCAAAAUCGAAAAUUUCCUAUGUCCCGGCCUUGCACACGGCUGAUUCAGUGAGUCAGAAAUCGUGUUUUAAUCUCUCCGACUCUACUGUUAUUGUAGUUAGAUUGUAUUGCUAUUGUAGUUCAACUUUAUAGGGUGUUUAUUUCAGUGAGUUCCAAGCUCUUACCGUGGAUGUGAUCUGCGAAUGCUCUUUUGGCUUUGCAUUGAAUUCGGUGGAAAAUCGAAAGCAUCCAUUCUUCUUGGCUUGUGUGAAAUUAUUCAGCGAAUUUUCGCUGGAAAAAUCGUGGGGAAUGUACUUGUCAAGUGAGUCUUACAUAUUUUUUUUCAAAUCUUACAAAAAUAAGCAUUAUUUUUGCUUAUGUUUGUAAAAACAAUCUCGAUCAGCCCCCAAAAAUUGUGAUGAUUUCCGUUUUAGUGGUGUUCCCUACUCUCAGCUCAUACACAUUCAGUUUCUCAAAGCUGGGCAAAUGCGCUUACCGAUUGUGUGCGUAUUUGGAGAGCCUGAUAAAGCAACGGAUGAAGAACCGGAAUGUCGAAAGCUCCGACUUAAUCGAGACUUUCUUGAAUGAGAAUGAUCGAUUGGCCAAGGAGAAGGUAAGCGAUGAAAUUUUCUUGCCAUAAAUCGAUAGUAAACAUCCUUUAUUAAAGUUCUUAGCUAUCAACUGACCAUUAAUUAACCCAAAAGUCCUGAGGUUUAAUUAUGGAUCUCUUUUUUGUCAUUUCCUUAUAAUUCUAAUCUUCCAGCGUCCCCAAUUCCAUCUCGAUACGAUAGUCAGCAACUGUUUCGCCCUUCUGUUGGCCGGCUACGACACCACCAGUAAUUCGAUGACAUACGCCGUAAAUCUGAUUGGCCAAUAUCCAGAAGUCGCACAGCGGCUGAACGAUGAGAUUCAGGAGCUAUUCGGAGACUCCGACCCAUCUUAUGACGCCCUGAUGAAGGCCCCAUAUUUGGACGCCUUCUUCCGAGAGACCCUCCGGUUCUACCCGCCAAUCACUUUCUUCGCCAAUCGAGUAGCGACUGAAGAUGUGAAAUUGGAGAGUAUUGAUGUGACCAUCCCUAAGGGCGCAACAAUCGUAGCACCCGUGCAUUUGGUCUGUGGACAGGAAGGCAUCUGGGAAAAUCCUGAUGAAUUUAAUCCUGAGAGGUAAGGCAAUCUUCGAUAAUCGGUUUCAAAGGCUGACAUACGGUGGGGCACCUGAUCCAGUGGCAAAACCGUGCCAUUUUGCAUCCGGAAAGUAUCAAAAAUGUGGAAAAAUGCUUCCCUCAAGUGAAAAAACUCCGAUUUCAAAAGAGCGCGCGCCCUUUUUGUGAUGGAAUGGGCGCGCCCUUCAAAACGAAGUUUUUUCGCUUGGAAAAUGAAGCAUUUUGCCACAUUUCUGAUACUUCCCGGAUACAAAAUGGUACGUUUUUUGCCACUGGAUCAGGUCCCCCGCUAUAGGGUUUCGUUGCUUUUGAAGAAAUUUUUAAUCAUCAAAACCCCAAAAACGGCAGCUUUAGAGCCUUUUCUUGCAAAUUCUAAAAUUUUCUUCAAAUUCAAACAAUAUGCUUUUUACAUCUCUUUUAAAUAGGACUAUUGCCUUGCAAAAAUCCCCACUUACAGUGGCGGACCUGGUCCAGUGGCAAGAAACGUACCAUUUUGCAUCCGGGAAGUAUCGGAAAAUGUAGCAAAAUACCUCCAAGUGAAAAAAACUCCGAUUUCAAAAACGCGCCCGAUCUUUUUGUGAGGGAAAGGGCGCGCCCUUCAAAACGAAGUUUCUUCGCUUGAAGGGGGAGGCAUUUUGCCACAUUUUUUGAUACUUCCCGGAUGCAAAAUGGUACGUUUUUGGCCAUUAGAUCAGGUCCGCCGUUAUAAGUCAUAUUUCUAAUCCUUAACUUCUCAGGUUCCUCAACCGUUCCACCUCCGCUCCGACCACCGAAUGGAUGGCGUUCGGCUGUGGUCCCCGGAAUUGCGUUGGGUUUCUGUUCGCCGAAGUGGAGUUCAAAAUAACGGUAGUCGAAAUCCUCAAGCACUUCCACAUCUCCAAAACUUCGCCAAUGAAUUUGGAGAUCGUCUCGGUUCUGCUUCGACCGUCCGAUCCCGUGAAAGUUAGUCUGGCCAAACGUUAA